UCCGGGCUUGAGGCAGGAUGAAUGCUAAUUUCCAAGAUGGCGGCGGAGGGAGGAGGGAAGGAGAUGAACGAAAUCAAAACUCAGUUCACCACCCGGGAAGGUGUCUACAAACUCCUCACACACUCCGAAUAUAGCCGCCCCAACAGGGUGCCUUUUAAUUCGCAGGGCUCCAACCCCGUUAAAGUCUCCUUCGUGAACGUCAAUGACCAGUCAGGGAACGGGGACAGGAUCUGCUUUAAUGUGGGCCGGGAACUCUACUUCUAUAUCUACAAAGGCGUCAGGAAGGCUGCUGAUUUAAGUAAACCUAUAGACAAGAGAAUAUAUAAGGGAACACAACCCACCUGUCAUGACUUCAACACUUUGUCAGCAACAGCAGAGAGUGUUUCACUUCUUGUAGGAUUUUCUGCUGGACAGGUUCAACUUAUUGAUCCUAUUAAGAAAGAAACUAGUAAAUUGUUCAAUGAAGAGAGGCUAAUAGACAAGACACGGGUCACCUGUGUGAAAUGGGUGCCUGGCUCGGAAAACCUGUUCCUUGUAGCUCAUUCCAGCGGCAACAUGUACUUGUAUAAUGUGGAGCAUGUCUGCGGCACGACAGCACCACACUACCAGCUGCUGAAACAGGGCGAGAACUACACUGUGCAUACAUGCAAGAGCAAAUCCACAAGAAAUCCUCUCUUAAAAUGGACAGUAGGAGAAGGAGCCCUCAAUGAAUUUGCUUUUUCUCCUGAUGGGAAAUUUCUAGCUUGCGUGAGCCAGGAUGGUUUUCUUCGAGUGUUUAAUUUUGACUCUGUGGAGCUACAUGGUACAAUGAAAAGUUACUUUGGGGGACUACUGUGUGUGUGUUGGAGCCCUGAUGGCAAAUAUAUUGUGACAGGUGGAGAGGAUGACUUAGUAACUGUAUGGUCUUUUCUGGACUGCAGAGUAAUAGCCAGAGGUCAUGGACAUAAAUCAUGGGUUAGUGUGGUAGCCUUUGACCCUUACACUACUAGUGUGGAGGAGAGUGACCCUGUAGAGUUCAGUGGAAGUGAUGAGGACUUUCAAGAUCAAAUCCACUUUGGUAGAGAUAGGGCAAACAGCACACAGUCUAGAUUAUCCAAAAGAAAUUCUACAGACAGUCGCCCGGUAAGUGUAACGUAUAGGUUUGGCUCUGUUGGACAGGAUACACAGUUGUGUUUAUGGGACCUUACAGAAGACAUUCUCUUCCCACACCUACCUUUGUCUCGGACAAGAACACAUACAAAUGUUAUGAAUGCUACUAGUCCUCCAGCAGGCAGUGGUGGGACCAAUACAGGAAGCAAUGGAAAUAACAGCAUUACAAGUACUCCUGGAAACUCUAUACCUCCCCAACUUCCCCGUUCCAAUAGCCUUCCACAUUCAGCAGUAGCCAAUGCCAACAGCAAAAGUAGCGUCAUGGACAGUGCCAUUGCUUCAGGAGUCAGCAAGUUUGCCACAUUGUCACUGCAUGACCGUAAAGAUCGGCAUCAUGAAAAAGACCACAAAAGGAAUCACAGCAUGGGACACAUAACCAGCAAAAGCAGCGAUAAGUUAAAUUUAGUUACUAAAACUAAAAUGGACCCAGCAAAGACUCUAGGAACUACUCUCUGCCCCCGAAUGGAAGAUGUCCCCUUAUUAGAGCCUCUUAUCUGUAAAAAGAUAGCUCAUGAAAGACUUACAGUCUUGAUAUUUCUUGAGGACUGUCUAGUAACUGCGUGUCAGGAAGGAUUUGUUUGCACAUGGGCAAGGCCUGGAAAAGUGGGUUUAUUGUCCUCACAAAAUCAAGCCAACUCUCCCAGUGGAACUGUAGUAUAGCCAUCCCAAUUCUGCUGCUAAGAAACCUUCACCACAAACAGAGAAGUAAUGACAUUGAAACCAGAGCCAGGAACUGUUCUUCAUCCUCAGAGCUUUAGGAGGUUUUCUGUUGGGAUUUUUGUGUCAUCUCUUUACUUAUUAUUUUCCCCCUUUUAAUUGGAUGUGGUUUACUUACUGGUAUCGUCUGACAUGUGGGGGUGGGGGAGGUGGUACAUUGUAUAAUUUUGUCAUAAUCCUAAACAUAACACACAUAAGGUUGGGUGUAGUGGCUUUGGUGAUUCUUUCAUUUUAUCCUCUCUUACUUUUAGAACUGUGAUAUCAAACUUGAGAAAGCUGAAAACCAUGUUGUCUUUGGUUCCUACCUGUUCAGUGUUCACUUUAUCUCCAAAUUUAGCGUAAUUUAAUCAUUAGUGCAUUGUGAAUACAGAAAUGGAACAGGGGAAUGCCAAAAGAUGUGAACAAAUUCCACCUAUAUUAACUAUCUGUUCAGUAAACUCACCAUUGUGUACUUGGCACUGAUUUUAUUUUAUUUUAUUUUAUUUGAAUGCAAUUUGUCUGGAGACAGCCUGGAUGCACUUGGGUAUUGAAAAUCAUUACUCUCCAACUUGAAAUUGUGAAAUGAGCUGGAUGCUGCAAUCAGUUUUAAAAAAAAAAAA
Molecule: messenger RNA, 2465 nt
Organism: Polypterus senegalus (gray bichir)
Lineage: Eukaryota; Metazoa; Chordata; Cladistia; Polypteriformes; Polypteridae
Gene: wdr20a
Product: WD repeat domain 20a
Exons: 4
Coding region: 22-1809 (595 amino acids)
Molecular function (GO): protein binding
Source: RefSeq, a predicted model, not a curated record